Eremothecium sinecaudum is the source of this 897-nucleotide messenger RNA. It is a transcript of the gene MRP1, whose product is annotated as mitochondrial 37S ribosomal protein mS43. NCBI's taxonomy places the organism in Eukaryota, Fungi, Ascomycota, Saccharomycetes, Saccharomycetales, Saccharomycetaceae. The transcript has a single exon. Gene Ontology annotation, biological process: superoxide metabolic process. Gene Ontology annotation, molecular function: superoxide dismutase activity; metal ion binding. The record is from RefSeq and is a predicted model, not a curated record. Bases 1 to 897 code for a protein of 298 amino acids.
AUGUUUGGGAACCGUGUGGUGGUCAGAACCUUCCGGAGGUGCUAUAAAAUCCCUACUUAUGAGCAUUUGCAACCAGGUAAUGGCAUACCGGGUCUAUUGUCCAAAGAUGGACUUAAAGUAGCCUGGUUCGACAGGACAGAAUUGUACUUUAAGAUGCUGAGAAGUUCUCUGCGAAGCCAUGAAGAUAGACCUUUGGAGUCUCUUAUUUACGAAUUUGCUGAAAUUCCAUCCAAGAAAAAGGCGUUUUCGUAUGCCUCACUAUUAUACAACACGAGCUUUGCAUUUUCUUCGUUGCGUGGCAGCUCAUUACCAUUGAUCACCGAGAAGCCUGGUUUCAGUACACUAUUGAACCCCCCUUUAUUGUCCAAGACCUUCUCUACAGAACCGCUGGAGACUGAGUGUGGAGAGCUUCAUCAGGCGCUCAUAGAGUCGUUUGGCUCUAUUCCGGAGUUUAAAACCCUGUUUCUAAAUUCCAAUCUUGGCAUAAAUGGCGAUGGAUUUACUUGGCUGAUGGCAAGAAAAGUUCCUCAAUCCACUUCCGGUAAGCUUGUUAGUUUUGACAAACUAUUCAUUGUUAAUACGUACAAUUCCGGAUCUCCUUUACUUGUGGAGAAAAAUGAGUACUACAGUAAACUAGAACGGAAGCUGAACGAAGAUCAAACAAACCUACCCACAGAGAAGGAGAUUCUUGAAAAUGCAAUCAAUAAGGCGAUGUACAAAGAGACUAGUGCUUAUAUUCCGUUACUAGCUAUUGAUGCUUCUCCAAAAGUUUGGUUACAUGACUAUGGUAUGUUUGGAAAGUCACAGUAUUUAGAUAGAGUAUGGGAAAGCAUCAACUGGAAAGUUGUUGGAAACAAGUUGCCAGAGCAAUAUAAGCCUACAGAGUUCGUAUUCUGA